AUGGACGUGUGGGGCCCAGCCCGUGUCCGUGGACAGGGCUGCAAGCGAUACUUUCUGCUGGUUGUUGACGACUACUCGCGUUACACCACGGUCUUCCCCUUGCACAGCAAGGGGGAGGUCCCUGAUGUUUUGAUCCCUUGGAUCCGCACUGUCCGUCUCCAGCUUCGCAAACGGUUCCGCCAGGACCUUCCUGUCCUGCGUCUGCACUCUGACAGAGGUGGUGAGUUUGCCUCCGACCUCUUGCGGGACUUUUGUCUCAUGGAGGUCGCUCGUACCUCCAUGAUCCAUGCGGCUGCUCCCCAUCUUCUGUGGUCGUUUGCGGUCCGGUACGCUGCGCAUCAGCUCAACCUCUGGCCCCGUGUCUCCUUGCCGGAGACCUCGCCUACACUGCGUAGGAUGGGGGAGGUUGGCCAUGCGCCAGUUUUCCGAUUCUGGGGCUCUCAUGCCUUUUUCCGCGAUGCCUCCGCGGACAAGCUCUCCUCCCGCGCCAUUUCCUGUGUCUUCAUUGGCUUUCCCCCUGACGCGUCUGGCUGGCAAUUUUACCACCCCACCACGUGCCGUGUCCUGCCCUCUCAGGACGUCACGUUUGACGAGUCGGUUCCCUUUUACCGUCUCUUCCCCUACCGCACUGCCCCUCUCCCCCCGUCGCCGCUCUUCCUCGCACCAGGUCCCCCUCCGGUAGACCCCCUCCCCCCUCACGGUCCUGCUCCCUCAAAUGUGUCUCAGGUAGACCCACUCCUCUUGGCUGAGCCUGUUGAGGUCGCUGUCGACUCUGGAGCUGGUGGGGGUUGUGCUGCUAGGGGUGCUGCGUCUGGGGGUGCUGGGCCUGGGCAUGCGGAGCCUGGGGGUGCUGAGCCUGGGGUUGCUGAGUACGAGGGUGCGGAGCCUGGGGGUGCUGAGUCUAAGCGUGCGGAGCCUGGGGGUGCUAAGCCUGUGGGUGUGGAGCCUGGGGGUACUGAGUCUGGGGGUGCUGAGCUUGGAGGUACUGUGUUUGCUGGAGGUCCUACGGGUGCCUCGUCACGGCGGGAGCCUCUCUCUCCACCGCAGCUGCGCGAGUGGUUUGCUCGGCGCACCCGCCUUCGGAAUGGUGCUGCUGGAGCUGGGGGGUCUGUCGCUGGAGGCACUGGAGCUGGAGGCAUUGGAGCUGUUGGUCCUGGAGGUGCUGGAGCUGCUAGUCCCGGAGGUGCUCGUAUUGGAGGUACUGCAGCUGCUAGAGCUGGUGGUGCUGCAAGGGCUGUAGCUAGAGACCCUGGAGCUGAAGGCGCUAUAGCUGGAGGUACCGGAGGUGCGGGAGCUGCUGGUCCUGGAGGUGCUUGUUCUGGAGGUACUGGAGCUGUUGGAGCUGGUGGUGCUGCUGUUACUCGAGGUACUGGAGGAACUAGAGGUGCUAGAGCCGCUGGUCCAGGAGGUGCUCGUACCGGAGGUACUGGAGCUGCUUGA
Molecule: messenger RNA, 1440 nt
Organism: Closterium sp. NIES-65
Lineage: Eukaryota; Viridiplantae; Streptophyta; Zygnematophyceae; Desmidiales; Closteriaceae
Source: the annotation of a GenBank genome assembly